Leguminivora glycinivorella is the source of this 387-nucleotide messenger RNA. RefSeq lists its product as uncharacterized. The record is from RefSeq and is a predicted model, not a curated record. Lineage: Eukaryota; Metazoa; Arthropoda; Insecta; Lepidoptera; Tortricidae. The coding region runs from base 1 to 387 and encodes 128 amino acids. The transcript has 2 exons.
AUGAAACCUAGACAAGUACUCUCGGGCCAUGGCUGUUUCGGCUCGUACCUGUACAAGAUCGCUCAGAGAGAGCCGACGCCGGUAUGCCACGCUUGCGGAGCUGGCGAAGACACGGCCCAACACACGUUGGCCGAGUGUCCGGCAUGGGAGGCGGAGCGACAGGAGGUGAUAGCCCAGGUGGGGCCAGACCUCUCGCUGUCGGCGGUGGUGCGGGCCAUGGUGGCUAGCAAGGAAGGGUGGGAGGCUCUGCUCUCGUUUAGUGAGCACGUCCUCAAUGAGAAAGAGGCGGCCGAGCGCGAACGGGAAGCCCAGGCCGAGGCACCCCCGAUGCGCCGCCGUCGCACAGGACGCAGGCGUGCCGCUCACGAGCGGAACCUGCCACCCUAA